This is a messenger RNA of Toxorhynchites rutilus septentrionalis, 1131 nucleotides long. RefSeq lists its product as uncharacterized. The transcript has a single exon. The record is from RefSeq and is a predicted model, not a curated record. NCBI's taxonomy places the organism in Eukaryota, Metazoa, Arthropoda, Insecta, Diptera, Culicidae. Bases 1 to 1131 code for a protein of 376 amino acids.
AUGGGUAUGAAGUCGCUAAUUGACUCGACCCCAAUUGAAAUAAUUUUUCAUCCCACUCUUAAUCAACGCAAGUGUGUUGUAUCAUGCUGGGAUGUUGUUUUCAUGCCAGAGGAUGAGCUUCUUACUGAACUCUCUGAGCAAAAAGUGAUCGGUGUCAAAAGAAUAUUUAGAUACGAUCCAAUUAAAAAGGAAAAGGUAGCAACCUCCACCCUAAUCCUAACCAUCAAAGGAACAGUCAUUCCCGAAGCGAUUAACUUCGGUUUCAUUCGCGCACCAACCAGAAACUACUAUCCAAGCCCGAUGCAAUGCUUCGGAUGCUAUAAUUAUGAACACACUUCCAAGAAGUGUAUGAAGAAAAUACAGUUAUGCCGUAACUGUGGUGUAGCACACCCAGAACUAAACCAAACCGAUAAAGACAAGACGAAGAAUUUUCAAUGCAAUGCACCUGCCUCAUGCGUGAACUGCAAGGGAAAUCACUCCUCCACUAGCAGGAAGUGCCCAGCAUGGAUCGCCGAGGACAAGAUAACGCGAGUUAGGAUUGAUGAAGGAAUCUCCUACAAGGAAGCUAAAUCCAUUUGUGAAAACAAUUAUGGUUCUUCCUUCGCUAGUAAAUUAAAAGAGCGGCUUGACAAUAUCCAAAACACAGGAUGCCAACAAUGCAAGUGCAACUGUACACAAACAAAGUCAGCUCCUAUUAAAUCGAAUAAGACUGUUUCUAUUCAGGCCAAUAAAAAAUCUGAACAGGGAUUCAGCAUCAUACCAAUUGACUCUGAGGAAGAUUCUGAAUCUCCAAUGGAGAUCGAAUCAACUUACUCAAACAACAGAAAAAUCAUCUCGAAAACAACAACUUCAGAUGAAUUCAAAUCAUCUGAAGAUGAACAACCAAUUGAGAAGGAAUCUUCUAGGAAGAAACCUAAAAGUAAGAAAUCGACCCCAACCCUACAGAAGACCCAAUCCCACCAGAACUACCUAUCACAACCCAGCACUUCAACCCAACCAAUUGGAUCUAAUCCACCUACUACCCAACACAAACCCAAUCCUACUACCAACAAACCAAUUGCUAAUGUUUCCAAAAAUGAUACGAGACUAAAACCCAAACAUUCCAAGGGUGAAAAACCCAACCACAACUAA